This is a messenger RNA of Paramecium sonneborni, 451 nucleotides long. The record is from the annotation of a GenBank genome assembly. NCBI's taxonomy places the organism in Eukaryota, Ciliophora, Oligohymenophorea, Peniculida, Parameciidae.
AAAAUAAUUAUUAAGAUGGGGAAUGAUGCAAAGUCUAAAUUUUUGAAUUAAGAAUAUGAUGAAGAAUGGGAGAUAAUAGAUGCACCUAUUCCAAAGAAAAUUUUAACUUUACGACAAUCCACUUUGAAUCAAUCGAUUUUUACAGUGAUAGAAUACCAAUAACCAGAAACUGCUUAAAUAAAACCAUAACCUUUGUUUUCAGGAAAUCAUCCUGAAAAAAAAACUAAGAAAUAUUAAAUUUCUAAAAGAAUUCAAGAACUUUAACAUUAAAUAGGAGGGGAGACUCUUUUUGGUGUAAGAAAAGGAUAAGGACCUAUAUAAUUAGGGGAAGAAAAAUAAUAAUAAGUAUAUAAUUAUUUAUAAAUGGUAGUUAUAACUUGAUGAUAGACCUUAAUUUCCAAGAAAGAAUAAAAGAACUUCUGAUAGCUUGAUGAAAUUGCAAUUAGAUUGA